Molecule: messenger RNA, 1008 nt
Organism: Caenorhabditis briggsae
Lineage: Eukaryota; Metazoa; Nematoda; Chromadorea; Rhabditida; Rhabditidae
Exons: 2
Coding region: 1-1008 (335 amino acids)
Source: RefSeq, a predicted model, not a curated record
AUGUCCACCCGUACCAGCUAUCACAUGUCGUUGUCUUACGUUAUUUUGAAUGAAUUUGAACUUAAUUCUCAUUUCUAUGCAUGUCCAGAGAACUGGACGAUGAGUGAAGUGGAGAGAGUGAAAAGCCCAAUCUUGGGAACGUAUUUAAUGAUAAGUGGAACUAUCUAUGUGAUCCUUUACAUUCUCUGUCUUAUCACUAUGUUCAAACGUGAACUGAUCCGCCAUCCAGCUUAUAAGAUCAUGGUCUGUUUGGCUCUUUUCGAUAUACCAUCUCUUUUCAUCGCAUGCAUAUUCACUGGCUAUUUCGGUUACUUUGGAAUAUAUUUUUGCGAUUAUCCACGACUUAUAUUCGUUCUUGGAUCUUUUGGCUUCGGGCUAUGGAUGGGAUGCUCAUUUUCGUGUAGCGCUCUAGCUCUGUGCCGAAUUAGCGGUGUGAAUCCCAAUUUAAAAAUCAAGUGGAUUUUCAGAAGCCCCUGUAUUUACUUUUUGAUACUUUUGGUUUUCCUACUUCCGUUUUACGGAUCAUUCUUCACUGAAGCACUGAUAUUUCGCCCUGAAUAUAUGUCAUGGUUCUUCGAUCCUGGAACAGGGCUUGUAGAUUCAUCAAAGUAUCAUAAUAUUUCUCAAGCUGUUAACAAUGAAGCGGAAAGCGUAGUUACUACUCUUCUAUACGCUUAUUUGGUAUUUUAUCUGAUAAGAAGUCAAACAAAUCAGCUAUCAGCUCAUGAUGCUCGAGUCCAGCGCCAAGUCAUACUUCAAGCUGCCAUAAUCUGUUUCUUCCACUCUCUAGCUUCAUCUGUAUACGUAUAUAUGCAAUUUUUUUACUCCCCUGCUUGGCUUAUCAUUUUUGCUCAAAUCGGCUGGCAGAUCUGCACAGGAUUCGUUACGAUCGUGUAUCUGACAUUGAACCCAACUAUCCGGUCACAAGUUUGCAAAUUGAUAUGCCCGAAGAAGCUUCAGAAAACCAAUCAAAUUUCUCAUUUUUCGGACGCUGUAUUAAAUAUCUGA